AUGUUAGUCGGCUGCCAGAGUUUUGCCGAUCGCGCUGCGCAGAAAUCAGUUGAAAAAAGCAACUCUUCCCCACAGUCAAUCUGGGAUGAGCGACUGCAAUACCACUCCGGGGGAGUGUGAGCCGAGGCUGCAUUAUUACCAUGCUCAUAGGUCUCAUUCUUGGUUCUUUCGUUAUUGCAUCCCUUGCACCGACCUGGUGUACCGUCUGAUUUUGAGUGCAGCAAGGGUAAGGUUCUUAUGAAAGCAAGUUAUGCAUUCACUAGGGAUCCCCAACAACUCUCGGCUCUCUGUUUGUCUCAAAUGCGGCAAAGCAAGGAGUGAAAAUAUAAUAACCGGGUCCAGCAAUAAUUAAUCCGCCCGGCGACGGCUGCGAUGUCAAGAAUAUGCGCCUUAAAAGUGGUCUAUCAUAAUGACCAGCAGGUAC
This is a messenger RNA of Aspergillus welwitschiae, 424 nucleotides long. RefSeq lists its product as uncharacterized. NCBI's taxonomy places the organism in Eukaryota, Fungi, Ascomycota, Eurotiomycetes, Eurotiales, Aspergillaceae. The record is from RefSeq and is a predicted model, not a curated record. The coding region runs from base 86 to 241 and encodes 51 amino acids. The transcript has a single exon.